Messenger RNA from Paraglomus brasilianum, 302 nucleotides. The record is from the annotation of a GenBank genome assembly. Lineage: Eukaryota; Fungi; Glomeromycota; Glomeromycetes; Paraglomerales; Paraglomeraceae.
CGGGCGUCGAAAUGGAAGAAUAUGAUAGAGCCGUGCAACUUUGCUCCCUUGUAGCUUUGGAAACGGUUGAUCUUGAUACCGGGAUUGUUUUCACAAUGCUUCUCGAUCUUUACAAAAACUCGUCUGAAAAUGUCAGGCUCCAAGGUGCUUACGAACAUACAUCAGUCGCUAUGCUGAUUGAACGUUUGCUCAACUCUGAUGAACCACGAUUAGUAUUGAAUCUGAAUUCCGAGAAAAUGAAUGCGUUCAAAUCGUUGACAGAUAUCAUUAAGAAGAGCAAGGCGGAUGUUAUUCAGCCAAUA